UGCUUUACAAAAAAUAAUUUCAACUGAAAUGUUAAUUCAUCUAUCGUCUACAAGUUUUUGAAGGUUAUGUUACCAAAAAUAGAACUGUUUAAGAAAUGGCCAAAAUAUUAAACAUUUUUCGAACUAUACGAAAUAAUUGGAAAAAGUCCCUUGUAGGAGGUGCAGCUUUAUCAUAUGGAGUUACAUACAGUAAGGAAGUGUAUGACACUGAUCAAUUAAUGAGGCAAUAUUGUGAAAAUGUAUCACAAUAUGGAGACCUUCCUCUUCCAACAAAUAUAAAACCACGCCAUGUAACCAUUAUCUUAAAUCCAGUUGCUAAAAAGGGGAAAGCAAAAAAAUUAUUUCAAAAUUAUUGUGAACCGCUUUUGCAUUUAGCUGGAAUUGCUGUAACUGUAAUACAAACAGGAUCACAAAAUGAUGCUCGAAAAAUUAUAAUGGACUUAGAUACAUCUACUGAUGCCAUUGUAGUAGCAGGGGGAGAUGGUACUUUAUCCGAUGUUUUAACUGGAUUAGUAAGGAAAUACAAUCUUAAUCCUAAUUCAAUUAAACAAUGCCCAGUUGGUAUUUUACCAUUGGGAGAAACAAAUAAAGUUGCAAAAUCUUUAUAUCAUGAAUAUGAUGAUUUAUCUGAUGCAAAACAAUUAAUAGAGGCAACAAUGGCAAUCAUAAAUGAGGAAUUUAAAAUGAUGGAUAUGAUUGAAAUUAAACCUAUUGAAGAUAAUACUGAGGAACCAGUAAAACCUAUUUAUGCUAUGGGAGCAGUUGAAUGGGGUGCAUGGAAAGAUGCAAAUGCUUUUGCUAAUAAAUAUUGGUACUGGGGCCCUUUAAGAAAAUAUGCAACUUACAUAUUUAAUGGUUAUAAAGAAAAUUUAAACCAGUAUUGUGAUGCAAAGUUAGAAUAUACACUUCCUUGUGAAGGUUGUUCACGUUGUACUCAAAAUAAUUCAUCAAUGGGUGGAUUUACCAAUUUAAAUACAAGGUGGUGGUAUGUAUUAUUCCAGUACAUAUGGCAUCUAUUUGUUCCAAGAGGUACUGUUACUAAAGAUGGUAUUGAUUUCAGUAAAAUAAUAAAUGAAAAAUGUGACAUUCUUUAUGAACUACCUAUAUCAACAAGUGAAUUGCAUAUAGAUACUUCGAAUAUAUAUAAAUCACAAAUUGAAUCAUUAUCAUCGUUAAAAAUAAAAAUGGGUCCAAAGGAUAUUAAUUACUAUUCUUUUGUGUCUGAAGGAUGGAAAAAAGAAAAAGAUAACAAAUCAUUUUGUAACCAAGUAAUAGAAGCAAAGAACAUUAAAUUAACUCCACAAAAGGUUGAUAAAUAUUCCACAUUAUAUAUUGACAAUGAAGAGUACGAACUAAAAGCAGUUGAAAUUAAGUUGCUUUCACGAGCAGUAAAAGUAUUUUGUUCAUAA
This is a messenger RNA of Eufriesea mexicana, 1409 nucleotides long. RefSeq names its product acylglycerol kinase-like protein Mulk (gene Mulk). Lineage: Eukaryota; Metazoa; Arthropoda; Insecta; Hymenoptera; Apidae. Gene Ontology annotation, cellular component: membrane; cytoplasm; mitochondrion. Gene Ontology annotation, biological process: phosphorylation; ceramide biosynthetic process; sphingosine biosynthetic process. The transcript has 8 exons. Gene Ontology annotation, molecular function: ATP-dependent diacylglycerol kinase activity; acylglycerol kinase activity; ceramide kinase activity. Bases 96 to 1409 code for a protein of 437 amino acids. The record is from RefSeq and is a predicted model, not a curated record.